UGCUCCAAAGUCCUUGUACAAACGAUUCGACAUGCACUGCGGCUGAGAAGAAAGAAUACGGGAAAGUAGAAAAUAGUGUAUGUGCAAAUGCAGCAGACCCACAAAAACGAAAGUGUAAAUGUAAAGACGGCUUUGCUGAGACAGGAAAUUUAUGCUCUCGAGUGCUCCAAAGUCCUUGUACAAACGAUUCGACAUGCACUGCGGCUGAGAAGAAAGAAUACGGGAAAGUAGAAAAUAGUGUGUGUGCGAAUGCAACAGACCCACAAAAACGAAAGUGUAAAUGUAAAGACGGCUUUGCUGAGACAGGAAAUUUAUGCUCUCGAGUGCUCCAAAGUCCUUGUACAAACGAUUCGACAUGCACUGCGGCUGAGAAGAACGAAUACGGAAAGGUAGAUAAUAGUGUGUGUGCAAAUACAACAAACCCACUAAAACGAAUGUGUAAAUGUAAAGACGGCUUUGCUGAGACAGGAAAUUUAUGCUCUCGAGUGCUCCAAAGUCCUUGUACAAACGAUUCGACAUGCACUGCGGCUGAGAAGAAAAAAUACGGAAAGGUAGAUAAUAGUAUGUGUGCAAAUACAACAAACCCACUAAAACGAAUCUGUAAAUGUAAAGACGGCUUUGCUGAGACAGGAAAUUUAUGCUCUCGAGUGCUCCAAAGUCCUUGUACAAACGAUUCGACAUGCACUGCGGCUGAGAAGAAAGAAUACGGAAAGGUAGAAAAUAGUGUGUGUGCAAAUACAACAAACACACUUAAACGAAUCUGUAAAUGUAAAGACGGCUUUGCUGAGACAGGAAAUUUAUGCUCUCGAGUGCUCCAAAGUCCUUGUACGAACGAUUCGACAUGCACUGCGGCUGAGAAGAAAGAAUACGGGAAAGUAGAAAAUAGUGUAUGUGCAAAUGCAACAGACCCACAAAAACGAAAGUGUAAAUGUAAAGACGGCUUUGCUGAGACAGGAAAUUUAUGCUCUCGAGUGCUCCAAAGUCCUUGUACAAACGAUUCGACAUGCACUGCGGCUGAGAAGAAAGAAUACGGGAAAGUAGAAAAUAGUGUGUGUGCAAAUGCAACAGACCCACAAAAACGAAAGUGUAAAUGUAAAGACGGCUUUGCUGAGACAGGAAAUUUCUGCUCUCGAGUGCUCCAAAGUCCUUGUACAAACGAUUCGACAUGCACUGCGGCUGAGAAGAAAGAAUACGGAAAGGUAGAUAAUAGUAUGUGUGCAAAUACAACAAACCCACUAAAACGAAUCUGUAAAUGUAAAGACGGCUUUGCUGAGACAGGAAAUUUAUGCUCUCGAGUGCUCCAAAGUCCUUGUACAAACGAUUCGACAUGCACUGCGGCUAAGAAGAAAGAAUACGGAAAGGUAGAAAAUAGUGUGUGUGCAAAUACAAUAAACUCACUAAAACGAAAGUGUAAAUGUAAAGACGGUUUUGCUGAGAGAGGAAAUUUAUGCUCUCGAGUGCUUAACAGUACUUGUACAAACGAUUCGACAUGCACUGGGGCUGAUAAAGAAUAUGGGAAGGUAGAAAAUAGUGUGUGUGCAAAUACAACAGACUCCAAAGAACGAAUCUGUAAAUGUAAAGACGGUUUUGCUGAGACAGGAAAUUUAUGCUCUCGAGAGUUACGUAUGGCUAUAAACCUCAAUUCCAGUGCUCCAAAGUCCUUGUACAAACGAUUCGACAUGCACUACGGCUGA
Mercenaria mercenaria is the source of this 1694-nucleotide messenger RNA. Its product is annotated as protein eyes shut homolog. NCBI's taxonomy places the organism in Eukaryota, Metazoa, Mollusca, Bivalvia, Venerida, Veneridae. Gene Ontology annotation, molecular function: Notch binding. The transcript has 11 exons. The annotation marks the transcript as partial. The record is from RefSeq and is a predicted model, not a curated record.